UUCCUCGGCGACGAAGGAUUGCUCCCCUUCCAUUAUUUCCCUCUGUUGUUGCGUUGGACGACCACGCUUCGGCCCUGGAGUCGGUCUGCGCUCGUGGCGGGAGGCGAGGGAGGUUAUGCCGGAAGGCGUCAAGGUUGCACCUUUGUGUACUUGCGUGGGCUUAACUUUUGUACCUAAGAUAUGGAGCAAGUGCCCUUUUGGUCAAGUUGCUUUCAGUGCGGAGUCUUGUUUCUCCAGGAAGUUCUUGACUGGCGGUUCUUUGUUCUUGGAGACUUCCUUCUCAUUUCCUUCGUUAACUGUACUUAGGGCCCAGCUACUGUUUUAUGACCAUCAAGGGCUGCCUGAUGCAAUUGUUUUCUGAAGUUGGUGUUGGAUUUAUAGUGUGGUUUUAGAAACCAACUUCACUCACUAUGUUGAAUAUGAUGUACUUGCUGCCAUCAUGCUCCAACAUUUUUGGUGUUCGCAGUUCUUCUUCUGCAUAGCUUCUGCUUGAAGUUUAUGUGCAGUCUAAAGAGCUUGUUACGAAAGAAUUAUUUUGCAGUAGUGUAGAGCAGUAGAGGGUUCAUUUUCCUAUUCUCCUGCUAAGAUGAGUUGCAUUAUUUUGUCCGCUGUACUACUGAAGGCAGAUGAUCUCAGAAAUGCAAUUUGGAAGUUGUCAGAAAUAACGAAUUUGAAGUGCACCUGUUGGAAUGAUCUAGUGCUUGCGUACCUGGCUUGACGUUCCAGUUAUUUUGUUCCCUGAAUUUUAUCUUUUCCAGAUACACUUACAGUGGGAUCUGCAGUAUAUUUUUUGCUUAAACAUCCUUUUCUCAAAUAAGCCGACUGUGGGUGUAUUUUCAGCUGAAAACAUGGAAAGGUACAACUUAAUCAGAGAAGUUGGUGAUGGAACCUUUGGGAGUGUUUGGCGAGCAAUAAAUAAACAGACUUGUGAAGUUGUUGCAAUUAAGAAAAUGAAGAGGAAAUAUUAUUCCUGGGAAGAAUGCAUGAAUCUCCGGGAAGUGAAGUCUUUGAGAAGGAUGAACCAUCCUAAUAUCGUGAAGCUUAAAGAGGUUAUUAGAGAGAAUGAUAUGUUAUACUUUGUAUUUGAGUACAUGGAAUGCAAUCUUUAUCAACUUAUGAAAGAUAGAGGGAAAUCUUUUUCAGAGGCUGAAGUCAGGAAUUGGUGCCUUCAGAUAUUCCGGGCUCUGGCUUACAUGCACCAACGCGGUUAUUUUCACCGUGACCUUAAACCUGAAAACUUAUUGGUUACGAAAGACAUCAUCAAGAUAGCAGAUUUUGGCCUUGCUCGUGAGGUUUCUUCAGAGCCGCCAUAUACAGAAUAUGUCUCCACUCGCUGGUAUCGAGCUCCAGAAGUUCUGCUUCAGUCUUCUGUUUAUGGCUCCGCAGUUGAUAUGUGGGCGAUGGGUGCAAUCAUGGCUGAACUUUUCAGUCUCCGUCCUCUUUUUCCAGGCUCAAGUGAAGUAGAUGAGGUAUACAAAAUCUGUAGUAUUAUUGGUACUCCCAAUCAAUGUACCUGGGCUGAAGGACUGCAGCUUGCAGAUGCUAUCAAGUUCCGGUUUCCGCAGUUUGCGAGUGUCAAUCUUUCACUGCUAGUCCCAUCAGCUAGCAAGGACGCAAUCAACCUAAUAUCGUGGCUUUGUUCUUGGGAUCCCAGCAGAAGACCUACAGCAGCAGAGGCUCUUCAGCAUUCUUUUUUCCAGCCCUGCUUUUACAUCCCACCAUCGGUUUGUCUGAGACCAGCAGGAAUGCCAGCAACACCUCCAUCUGUUGGGAUGAAAGGAGCUUUUGAACAGAAAAACACUAGGAGAUAUUCUAUAGGAGCUUUAUCCAAUACAAAGCCAGCAAGCAAUUUGUCAUCUGCAAAUGUUAAUGCUUACAUGAGGACAGGUGUGCAAAGGAAGCUGGAGAUGGAGAAUCAUCAGGUAAGUUCUCCUAUGCUGAUACUCAAUUGUCUCUGCGUGUGUUGUGAAUGUCUUAGAGAAAUUUACAAUCUUCAGGAAUCCAAGAAUGAAAAAUCCACCAAAAUUGGUCCGAAACAAUCUCGAUACCGACCACCAGCAAGAAACAAUCCAGCAGGAUAUCUGGGUAGGGACUCGCGUAGAGUUUCUGACGUCACUGAGAAGUUGGCUUGCCUGAAAGUGAGCUCCAACAAAGUUUCAGAUGCCUCUGAGAAGCUGCCACCCCUGAAGGCUGCCGAUCCUCAGCCAGUGAGGCAGCAGCCACCUCGCAUGAAGGCUGGUGGAUGGCAUAGCCAUACUGAUUUCCUCGCUAAUCCUGAUGAAGUACCCGCGCCCAGAAGCUACUAUCCGAGGAAAGUUGCAGGCUAAAGAGAGCGGUCCCUUGGCCUUGCUUAUGGAGACUCUUCACGUGAUCCUUCUACCGUGUUGGUUUGAUUGUUGGACCACCUACAUCUAUUAGUAUGUUUGCUAAAUAAAGGAGGGAUUUGCUUGUUUAUCUUCCUUUUUCUGUUUUGUUUGGAAUGUUGGACCACCUAUUAUCUCUUGGCAUGUUUACUAAAUAAAGGAAGGAUUUGCUUGUUUAGCUUUCAGUAAAUAAUGCUGGUUAACUGA
This is a messenger RNA of Phoenix dactylifera (date palm), 2570 nucleotides long. Its product is annotated as cyclin-dependent kinase F-4-like. Lineage: Eukaryota; Viridiplantae; Streptophyta; Magnoliopsida; Arecales; Arecaceae. The record is from RefSeq and is a predicted model, not a curated record. Gene Ontology annotation, molecular function: protein kinase activity; ATP binding. Gene Ontology annotation, biological process: protein phosphorylation.